AUGGUCUGGUCGAGUUCGCUUCUGCGCUUCGGCGUCUUCGCAUCCCUUGGUGCUGGAUCUCAGGCGGCAUAUCCUACCCGAGCGCGCCCAAGCCACGCACCGCAUUCCACCAAGUCAGCUUCUUCUGCUCAGGCUGCGUCGUCGACCCUGGCUGGCUCCUCGGCUGAGCUCCCAUCCACGCUGGCCGCAUCGUCCACCGGGACCGCGUCCUCUACUCAGGCGGUUUUCCCAACCCCGGCGGCUAACAACAGCCAGGGCACUAACAAUACCCAUUCGGCAUACACCAUCCAGGACGUGUACGACACGACUAGCUUCUUCGAUGGUUUUGAGUUCUACAGUGGCCCUGAUCCCACCAACGGCUUUGUCAACUACCAUGACGCAGCGCUAGCCAAUACUUCGUCUCUCGCUGGAUAUGCUAGUGGUGGUGUCUAUCUUGGAGCCGACUUCACAACAAUGAACCCGAGUACGCCGGGUAGAGGCUCGGUCCGUGUCAACUCAAAGAAGACAUACACCAAGGGGCUUUUCAUUGCUGAUAUCGCCCACAUGCCAAGCUCUUCGAAAAGCGGCUGCGGCCUUUGGCCAGCGUUCUGGAUGUUUGGUGAGGGAGGUGGCUGGCCAAAUUCGGGCGAGAUCGACAUCAUUGAAGGCGUCAACUCGGCCACUUCAACAACGUUCACGUUGCACACAAGUGCCGGGUGCUCUUUCUCGCAGGGCAACUGCAAUGCCGGUAACGGAAACACGGGUUGUGGCCAGAAGAUCAACAACGCGCAGUCCUACGGCGCUGGAUUUAACGCCAUCGGCGGUGGCGUCUAUGCAGUGGAAUGGACGAGCAAUGCUAUCUCCCUCUGGUUCUUCCCUCGAACUAACAUCCCUGCCGAUAUCACCGCUGGCAACCCAAACCCUGCCAAAUGGGGCGCUGCGACUGGAAGCUUCUCGGGCUCCGGCUGUGACAUUGACAAGCAUUUCAAUGGGCACCAGAUCGUCUUUAACACCGACUUCUGCGGGGACUGGGCCGGGCAAGUCUGGAGUACCGAUUCAACCUGCAGCUCGUUGGCCAGCACGUGUGCCUCGUACGUCGCCGCCAACCCAGGAGAUUUUAAGGAGGCCUUCUGGCUCAUCAACUCGGUCAAGGUGUUCUCCCCGAACGGAAGCGGGACGACAAAACGCGAUGUUACGCCCCAUCACUUCAAGGCGUAA
This is a messenger RNA of Neoarthrinium moseri, 1197 nucleotides long. RefSeq lists its product as uncharacterized. The record is from RefSeq and is a predicted model, not a curated record. The transcript has a single exon. Bases 1 to 1197 code for a protein of 398 amino acids. Gene Ontology annotation, biological process: glucan catabolic process. Lineage: Eukaryota; Fungi; Ascomycota; Sordariomycetes; Amphisphaeriales; Apiosporaceae. Gene Ontology annotation, molecular function: hydrolase activity, hydrolyzing O-glycosyl compounds.